AUGGCGGGAUCCCAGACUGGGACCAGUUCUGGGGUCCCACGGCGGGAUUUGGACGAUGGGGGAGGGGCGCGGGGGGCCAAUUUUGGGGGGUCCCGCCAAUGGGACGGCCCCUCCCGCCCCUCCCCCCGCAGGAGCCGCGACCCCCGGCUCUACUCGGUGCUCCUGGGGGUGCGGGAGCUGUCGGGGCCCCCCGGGGUGGGCGUGGCCGUGCCCUUGGCCGAGCUCCUCCCCCACCCGGCCUACGCGGGCGAGGCCACGAGCGGGGACAUCGCCCUGGGCCGCCUGGCCCGGCCCGUCGCCUUCGGCCCCACCGUGCGCCCCGUCUGCCUCCCCUCCCCCACCCUCACCUUCCCGCCCGGCACCCGCUGCGUCGCCACCGGCUGGGGGGACGUCGGAGAGGGAGGUGAGGGGGCAACUGGGGGCCACUGGGGGGCAGCUGGGGGCAACUGGGGGCGAGGAGGGUCAACUGGGGGCGAGGAGG
Molecule: messenger RNA, 481 nt
Organism: Lepidothrix coronata (blue-crowned manakin)
Lineage: Eukaryota; Metazoa; Chordata; Aves; Passeriformes; Pipridae
Product: prostasin-like
Exons: 1
Biological process (GO): proteolysis
Molecular function (GO): serine-type endopeptidase activity
Source: RefSeq, a predicted model, not a curated record